AUGUCAGAAACAACAUUCAUGAAGCUACUUACUCUCAUGCUGCUGCUCUCUUCGACCUACUACAGCAGAGUCCUGGACGACUUCUUGCGCAGAAGCACUGUCACAACAGGAAGCCCUUGGAGAUCACCUGAAGGAACCUUUGGAUUUGGAUUCGUAAUGCCUGAGUCUUCAAGCACCCGGAACUUCAAUCUCGCGAUCUGGUAUGACAUAGAUCCGAAGAAGACUGUCGUCUGGAUGGCAAUGGCAAACGGGCAGCUUGUCCAGGUGAGUGAAAAUGCCAAGCUUGAGUUGAAAGCCGAGGGAGGACUUUCCGUCACUGAUGGCAGCAGCUCCGCCCCCUUGUGGCAAACCAAUCCCGGACAGUGUUGUGCUGAAAGUGCUUCGCUGCUCGAGAACGGGAACUUAGUUGUCCUUGGAAAAGACAAGAAAGUUGCAUGGCAGAGCUUCGACUCCCCAACGAACAACCUUUUGCCCGAGCAGCAGCUCCGCACACAAGGAAAUCCGUCCUUGGGAUACGCGGGGUUGAUUUCCCAGUCUGGAGCAUGCUUGUUCUCAACAGUGGUCAGGUGCUGCUCAAGAACUUAA
Selaginella moellendorffii is the source of this 585-nucleotide messenger RNA. Its product is annotated as G-type lectin S-receptor-like serine/threonine-protein kinase LECRK1. The transcript has a single exon. NCBI's taxonomy places the organism in Eukaryota, Viridiplantae, Streptophyta, Lycopodiopsida, Selaginellales, Selaginellaceae. The coding region runs from base 1 to 585 and encodes 194 amino acids. The record is from RefSeq and is a predicted model, not a curated record.